This is a messenger RNA of Myzus persicae (green peach aphid), 1522 nucleotides long. RefSeq names its product DNA repair protein complementing XP-A cells homolog (gene Xpac). Gene Ontology annotation, cellular component: nucleotide-excision repair factor 1 complex. Lineage: Eukaryota; Metazoa; Arthropoda; Insecta; Hemiptera; Aphididae. Bases 596 to 1405 code for a protein of 269 amino acids. Gene Ontology annotation, molecular function: damaged DNA binding. The transcript is spliced from 6 exons. The record is from RefSeq and is a predicted model, not a curated record. Gene Ontology annotation, biological process: nucleotide-excision repair, DNA damage recognition; nucleotide-excision repair involved in interstrand cross-link repair; UV-damage excision repair.
GUUAUUUCUUAAAAAGAGAAUUGUGAAGUCUUCACUCUUCAUAGAUUUUAAAUUUUACUUAUCGCGUGAUCCGUCGUUUUAUUCUGAAGUACCAACUCGAAUAUUACGAACUUAUAACAUCCUUUCUAUGCUCGAACUACGAUUUAAGAUUUAGCCAUAAGGUCUUAAAUCUCAAUACUUUAGUUCGUGCUUUUUAGUUCAGUCAUUAUUUCAUAUUAAAUAUUUGAUAUAUUCUAUUUUUCUUUUUUGGUAUUAAAAAAAAUGAUUAAUUAUUAACUUAUAGUGGAAUAAUAAUUGUCAUUUAACAUAAAAUUAUCAUUUAUGUUCUAUGUAAUUUUAACUGUCCAAUGUCCAUAGUAGAAUAUGGUAAUUGUCGAUCGCAAUCAAUCAAUUAAUCUAUAAAUAACUAUUAAAACACAGAAUAGAACAAUUAUUAAAAGUGCAAAUGUGUUAUUAUUAUUUUCCAUUUUCAAUACUACCUACAAAAUUACCUAUUGUUUCCUAAAACUAUUGGAAGGAACCGCGGAACCAGUGUCCAUUGUACACAACGGAAUUGCAAUAAUUAUAAUAUUUGAAAUAGGAAUCCUCGUAUAAAAUGGAACUUACAGAAGAUCAGAGAAAACGCAUAGAAGAAAAUAGGAAAAAAGCAUUGCAAAUAAGACAUGAAAAAUUAAAAGCUAGAUCAGUUGUACAACCUUACCAAAAACCCAUAUCACAUCAGUCAAAGAUAGAUAAAAGUCUUCAAAUCACAGUUGCCGGUCAAUCAUAUGUAGACACUGAAGCUGGAUUUCUGCUGAACGAGGAUGAUCUUUCAGAUAAAAAUAAACUGAUAAUACUAGCAUCAACACCAAAUCCAAUAUUAUCAAAAACUGAACAGCCUAUGUGUCUUGAAUGUAAUCAUGAAUUUGGUAUUUCGUACUUAAUGACAAAUUUUGACCAUCCUGUCUGUGAUAGAUGCAAGGAGAAAUUUGGAAAAGAAAAAUUUGAUUUAAUUACCAAGACAGAAGCUAAAAAAGAAUAUUUAUUAAAAGAUUGUGAUAUUGAUUUACGCUCACCCCCACUUAGGUUUAUUCUGGGCAAAAAUCCACACAAUUCCAGAUGGGGUGAAAUGAAAUUAUAUCUUUUACUUCAAGUGGAAAAAAGAGCAUUAGAAGUUUGGGGUUCUGAAGAAGAAGUGGAACGACAAAUUGAAUUAAGACAAGAAAAGCAAAAGGCAUCAAAGUUAAAAACUUUUAAGAAAAAAGUCAAAGAAUUAAGAAUGUCAACUAGAAGUAGUUUAUAUACCAAAGUCACAAAAGCUUCUCAUCAACAUGAAUAUGAUACAGAAAUAUAUAAUGAAGAAGAAGAUAAUUAUGAACAUACUUGCACUUCUUGUGGAUUUCAUGAAAUUUUUGAAAAAAUGUAAUUAAUAUUAGAUUAGGAUAAAUGUGUACAGAACUACCAAUUCUAUUCAAAACUAUUAUUUUCGUAAAUGGUACUUAAAGUAUUUAAAUCUUUCUAUAGAAUAUAUAUAUUUUUUUUA